Trichogramma pretiosum is the source of this 1875-nucleotide messenger RNA. RefSeq lists its product as uncharacterized. The record is from RefSeq and is a predicted model, not a curated record. The annotation marks the transcript as partial. Gene Ontology annotation, molecular function: zinc ion binding. Gene Ontology annotation, cellular component: nucleus. The transcript is spliced from 3 exons. Lineage: Eukaryota; Metazoa; Arthropoda; Insecta; Hymenoptera; Trichogrammatidae.
UUCUUGGGUGUACGUCAUUUAUUUUUGAGAAUAAAACAAAAUAAUGUCAAUUGCUCACCCUGGUGGCUUAGGUUAAAACUCGAAUUGUUCAUGUGUCUUAAUAUUAAUAUCAAAUUUUAACCAUCUGUAUUCUGUACUCUCAUUCUGUUCAUUCAUUUUGAAGUGAUAGUACGUAUAUUGAAUGCCAGUGCUCUUAUAUGUAUGGGUACUAGCUAGACUAGACUAUACACCUUGAGUGCUUUGGAGAAUUGGAGGUAGGAAGCGAGUAGGGACAGGUUAACGGUUGUUGAGGAAAGGUGUUUUAAGAUUGGAUUGGAAAGUUGCACUAGACGCUUCGGAAUUAACUGACAUCAAUUCGAGACUGCUUUUAUUUUAGUAAAUUGUGAACUGUCGAACACCAUAACACCUUCAACCCUGCAACAUCUAUUUUCGGUCCAUAAAAAGUAUUACUUUUGAGUCGGAGAUUUCAAAGUAGUUACGUGUAUAUAUUUUAAAGUGAAUCUUGAGUACAUAUUCAUUUUUUAUCAAAAUCAGUUAGAACGAAAUGAGUACAUGCAACAAAUAAUUAAAUUUUAAUACACAUUACGUCAAGAACUAAAUAAAAACUUCAAACCCAUAGAAAGCUGAAUUACUGUUUCAUUUUUACCUUUAGACAACUUCGAAAUUUUGAACUUCACAUUAUUCAAACAGAGAAUUAUGGAGACUCUGGAAGACAGUCUUAAAUGUAGAAUAUGUGGAAAAAUUCCUGGAGAACCAAUUGAUAUUUAUAAUUCAUCUACAAAUUAUAAGGACAUAAUGAAUACUAUUUUACCUAUUUGGGUGCAUAAUAGUGAUGUACUACCAAAAAAAUUAUGCCCCCCAUGUUGUCUCAAGUUAGAACAUUUUUAUGCUUUCUAUCAACUUUGCACUAAAACUGAUGAAGAUUUUAAAAGUCAAUUGUCAUGGAUGAAGACUAGCCCUAAAAAAGAAACCAUUACGAUGGUAAAAAUGGUUCCUUUCAAAGUUAAAGCUACAUCUCAUGAAAAUAAUGAUCCUGAAAAUUCUUCAAAAAAAGUUAAUCGAAUUAAAUUAGAUCAAUUGGUAUUUCCUGUCUCUACAACACAAGAUUCACAUAAAAUAAGUCCUAUUGUAUCAUGUUCUCGUUGUCGCUGUACUUGUACUCCAUCCCAAGUAUCUAAGUUAACUAAAAAUAAUUCAAAAGAAAAUCACUGCAUUACAAUACCAACAAAUAAAACUAAACAGUAUGACUCAAAUUCAAAAAUAAACAAUUCAACUAAUAGUUCCACAUCAGAAAAUUCAGGAGUUAGUUUAAGACCAAGAAAAACUAGAUCACCUGAUGUAAAAAUAUCAAAAAAUAAGAAGUCUUUCAAUUUGAAAUCAAGGUUGAAAAACAACCGAUCUAUUCUAAGCAAUUCAUCAUUAGUAAAAUCUGUAGAUAAAGUAAAAACUAAGUUAAGUCCAUCUGCAGAUACUAUAUGCGUUAGAUUAGACAAUUGUGAUUAUUUAGUAAAUUCUUACAAACAAAAUUUAACAAAAACAUCUGAGAGCAUAGAAAAUAGUUGUGAGUCAACAAGAUCUCUCGAUAAGUCAAAGUUGUGCUCGCAAUUAAAGGAAACGUCUUCAAAAGUAGUCAAUAAAAGUGAUAAUCUUAAAUUACGCAGUUCCAAGUUUUCAAGUAAUUUGAAAGAAGAUGAUGAAGUUAUAGUUAUAUGUGAUACCUAUUCACGUAAAGAAAAAGAUGCUGACCAGUGUAAAAGAAGGAAAAUUCCAAAACCUUCAAAUGCUAAAUCGUUAACUGGCCUAAAAUUUGUAUGUGAAGCAUGUGAUAAAAGUUUUGUUAAAGAAGAGUUAUUAAAAUUGCAUAAAUUACAUGAA